AUGUCCCUUGACGAUGACCACGACGAUGUCCCACCGACGGACGCUGAGCCUGAGCCUCUUCAGGACGCGCUCAGUGAACCAAACUCAGAGACAGAAGCCGUGUCAGAGUCCAGAGAGCCCUUAUUUCUUGCUGGCAGUGACGAUGAGGGCGAACCGCUACUCGCUGAUGAUCCCAUGAAUGUCGAUGACACCCUGUCGCUCGACCCACCGCGUUCAUCCAGUCCACCUGCACCCGGCCCUUCAGCGCACGCCUCGGUCAAAUCUCUGUCACGCUCUCCUUCUAUUCGCGAAACUAGCCCUCCUCCUGCGAAGAGGCGCCGCCUCUCCCUACCACAGGUUAAAAAGCCGGUAUUCUCCUCGGCCUACGUCGGUACCUUUAUUAUUGGUAACGCCUGGGCCACUGCCAGGGGGAAAGGAUACAUCAAACCCGGAGAUGCUGUUCGGGUCGAGAUUGAUGCCGGGGAAGAUUCUAUGACCUCUUCCAAACAUACUUCGUCCAAACCCACCGGAGCAAAAGACAAGAGCAAGAAAAAGCAAACCACUUUGACGAGUGCUUUUCAGGCCAAGAACGCUAAACCCGUGAAGAAAAAGCUCACUACAAUCGUUCGGCUCACGAAUGAUCGUGGUUUUGAGUUUGGUCGUAUUCCUCAAGGAGAGGCUGAAUGGAUCUAUCCUCUGUUGGAACAAGGCAUCGUUGACUUUCGAGGAAGCUCAAUGGUAGAAUGCCCCGCAGAGCUCCGAUCUGGCAUGGACCUCGUAGUAUCGUUGUCCGUCAGGAUCAAAGCAUCAGCUUUCCAGAAGCCCAAGGUCUCGAACUCAGAGCCUCGCAAAACUAUGUUUGAUCAAGGCAAGGAGACGACGGAAGAGCAGACCUUGCGCGAGCGCAAGAAGGCCCUAGGUCGUCUGUUCCAAGCCGUAGGCUUGAAACCUACACGGGGAAACGACGCCUCCGAACUUGGCCUCCGUAAUGAGGUUAAUAAGCCUGACGAGCCUGUUCAGGUUGCGAAGACUAAGAGCACUGGCGACGAAGAAGAGGAAGAAGGGGAAGGGGAAGAAUUAUCCGAGGACGAGCUGAAUUCUAUAUACAAAAGAGCACAACAGAAUGAUCGAAAUAUGGCAGAGAUGGAGCCUUCCGAUAGCUUCGCUCUAACUUUGCGAGGUUACCAGAAGCAAGCACUAUGUUGGAUGCACUCUCUGGAAAACGGGCUUAUAUCUGCUCGUGAAGCUGCCUCUAUGCACCCUCUCUGGAAUGAGUAUCAUUUUCCGGUGGAGCCGAUCGGUGGAGUCAUCGACCUCACGGACGACGUUGAACAGCCACCAUUUUACUUCAAUUCAUACUCUGGAGAGCUGAGUUUGGAUUUCCCGAAAGCGGACCAGCAGUGCAGGGGCGGAAUACUUGCGUGCGUAUUGGGGAUGGGUAAAACCAUCAUGAUUUCGUCCCUCAUUCACACCAACCGCGGACCUGAUGCCACAUCGGUUCCUCCAUCUGGGCAACCCUCCAAACCUCGUCAACUGAAGCUCGACAGCGCUUUUCGUGCGCAAGCUCGAACGACCCCUGCCAAGCCUCCCAAAGGUCCAUGUGCCACCCUCAUCGUGGCACCGACAUCCUUGCUGAACCAGUGGGCAGAAGAACUCGAGCGUUGCAGUAAACCUGGAACCGUCAAGACACUAGUGUGGCACGGUCAGAACCGUUUGGAUCUGGAUACAGUUAUCGAAGCUGAGGAUGAGGGGACGGCCAACGUGGUCAUCACGUCCUACGGGGUUCUCGUGUCGGAACACUCGAAGGUGGACAAGUCGGGGAAGUUGACAUCUCCAAUUUUCACAGGCGAAUGGCUGCGUAUCGUGCUCGAUGAAGCCCACCAUUGCAAGUCCCGAACGAGCAAGGCAGCUAAGGCGGUCUUUGCUUUGGAGGCUCGUCGGCGCUGGGCUGUGACAGGCACUCCAAUUGUGAACCGAGUGGAAGAUCUUUUCUCGCUCUUAAAAUUCUUAAACUUCGCUCCCUGGUCUGAUUACGCCUUCUUUCGCUCCUUUAUCACAUUGCCCUUCCUUGCUCACGAUCCCAAGGCCAUCGAAGUCGUGCAAGUCAUCCUGGAAAGCGUUUUGCUACGCAGAGAGAAAACGUUCCGCGAUAGUGACGGCAACCGCAUUGUUGAGCUCCCGCCGAAGGAGAUUACUGUGGACACCUUGUCUUUCUCGAAAUCCGAACGAGACAUCUACGACUCCAUUUAUCAUUCCGCCAAGAAGGACUUCGAGCAACUAAGGGUGAAAGGCCUCGUCGGCAAGAAUUACUCGCAUAUAUUGGCCAUGCUUAUGCGAUUGCGUCGAGCGGUUCUUCAUCCUAGCCUCGUCCUGUCUGACGACGACGAAGAGAAUCAGCCAACCGCCUCUGGACCAGUCGAUGUAGACAGUAUGAUCGAAAAGUUCACACAGUCUACUAGUGACAGCAAAGGCGAUGAAUCAACCCCGGCCGCUCCUGGUAACACUUUCGCAGAGGGCGUCCUUAACAAUUUAUCGAACAAUGGUGAGGAAGCGGAAUGUCCUCUAUGCAUGGAUGUGAUGGAUCACCCGAUGAUGUUUCCUGAGUGCAUGCAUCAAUGUUGCAAGGACUGUGUAGCUGGAUACUUCGAGACAAGCUUGGCGAAAGGAGACUCUGUAUGUUGUCCGAGCUGUAAUCGCGGGCCUGUAAAGGAGAAAGAUAUGCUGGAAGUCUUCCGACCACGAAAAGCGAAAGUUACCGUCUCGCAGCCUAGCUCUCAGGUCUCAGUCCCCGAUGUGAUCAUCCGUCGCAACGAUUUCCGUUCUUCCACGAAACUCGAUGCCCUACUCCAAAAUCUUCGUCGCCUCCAGGACCAAGAUCCUUGCUUCCGCGCGGUCGUGUUCAGCCAAUUCACCUCCUUCCUUGAUUUGAUUGGCACAGCGCUCGAACGCGAGCACAUCACAUUCUGUCGUUUCGACGGUACGAUGGAUAUGAAGAAGAAGAGCGCAGCCGUCGCUGAGUUCAAAGCGCCGUCGAGGAGACCGAAAGUGCUGAUCAUUAGUUUGAAGGCAGGGGGUGUGGGUUUGAAUUUGACCACGGCUAAUCAUGUAUUCAUGAUGGACUGCUGGUGGAACGCUGCCAUCGAGAACCAAGCCAUCGACCGCGUUCACCGUAUCGGUCAAGAAAAGACCGUAUAUGUCACGCACUUCAUCGUCGAAGACACGAUCGAAGGCCGCAUCCUCCAGAUUCAGAAACGCAAGACAGCGCUCGUAAAGGAAGCGUUCCGCGGGACUCAGGCGAAGGAUAAGGGAACUGCGGCAGACCCGGAGAGCAUCCAGAAUUUGAAACUCAUGUUCGGAGACUAA
This is a messenger RNA of Stereum hirsutum FP-91666 SS1, 3342 nucleotides long. RefSeq lists its product as uncharacterized. The transcript is spliced from 19 exons. The record is from RefSeq and is a predicted model, not a curated record. Lineage: Eukaryota; Fungi; Basidiomycota; Agaricomycetes; Russulales; Stereaceae. The coding region runs from base 1 to 3342 and encodes 1113 amino acids. Gene Ontology annotation, molecular function: ATP binding; zinc ion binding; hydrolase activity, acting on acid anhydrides, in phosphorus-containing anhydrides.